Messenger RNA from Aureobasidium melanogenum CBS 110374, 426 nucleotides. RefSeq lists its product as uncharacterized. The record is from RefSeq and is a predicted model, not a curated record. Lineage: Eukaryota; Fungi; Ascomycota; Dothideomycetes; Dothideales; Saccotheciaceae. The transcript is spliced from 7 exons. The coding region runs from base 1 to 426 and encodes 141 amino acids.
AUGUCUCCUAAAAGUCGGAGCGUAGCACCUUCUCUAGCCGCGGUAGUAGUAGUAGUAGUAGAUACGAUGCUAAGUAGAUCGAUCUUACCUAGCUCUACUCCUUCUACUAUAGUUAUAUCGCUUAAGCUUACUCGUACUAUCCUAGAGCCGUUACUUAUUAUCCUAAGCUCUACGAGUUCUUUUAUAAGGAAUAUUAACUACGUUAAUAAUACUCGUAACGUUACUAAGAAGAAGUCUAUUACUACCCUUAAGGCUCACGGUGCUACUACUACUCCUUCUACUUAUGUUAAAAGAGAGUCUUCUAUUAUUAUUAAGGUUAAGGGUUCUAGUAGUUCUAGUAAGAAGUCUUCGGCCGCUAAGGACGACGACGUUAUCGUUAUCUAUAUUAGUAAGGCUACUCCUAUCGCUAGCCCUUUUACUACCUAG